Messenger RNA from Stereum hirsutum FP-91666 SS1, 1579 nucleotides. Its product is annotated as lipid binding protein. The coding region runs from base 30 to 1421 and encodes 463 amino acids. The transcript has 9 exons. Gene Ontology annotation, biological process: cytoplasm to vacuole targeting by the Cvt pathway; autophagy. Lineage: Eukaryota; Fungi; Basidiomycota; Agaricomycetes; Russulales; Stereaceae. The record is from RefSeq and is a predicted model, not a curated record. Gene Ontology annotation, cellular component: phagophore assembly site. Gene Ontology annotation, molecular function: phosphatidylinositol binding.
CUCUCGCCCUCCAUCCACCGCUCACAGACAUGCUUGGCGACGACGAAGACGUAUUCGAUAGUGUCACCUGGGAAUCUCCUGCCACUCCGGCCCCAGCAUACGACGUUGGCGUUGGCGCACCAUCCGGACCAGGCUUCAGGCAAAGCACAGCGGAGAGCGAAGAUGGCCGUGGCCCACACGAUCCCAAGUGGGAGGGCUAUCUCAUCACUUCCGUGAAGGAUCCAGUCAAGGAACUUGCUGAGACUAAGGAUGCCUACGUUUCCUAUCUCGUCACUGCAAAGACAAACCUACCCAUCUUCUCCACUCCGAAUCCAUCAUCCCGCAGACGGUUCCAGGACUUCGUGUUUCUGAGGAACAACCUUGCGAAAGACUUCCCUGCAUGUGUAGUACCACCUCUACCUGAUAAACAUCGACUAGAGUAUCUCACCGGCGAUAGGUUCAGCCCAGAGUUUAUGGAAAGGAGACGUCAAGAUCUACACCGCUUCCUUCUACGGCUCGCACGACACCCAACAUUGCAGCGGAGUACCCUCGUUCGUGCAUUCUUCGAAUCAACAGAAUGGCAUGUUAUCAUGCACCAACACCUUGCCCACCCACCAGGUCCUGAUGCCUCCCAAGGUGUCAUGGACAAUCUAUCCGACACUCUCCUCAAUGCCUUCGCACGGGUACGCAAGCCCGACGAACGCUUCCUUUCCAUGCGGGAGCAUGUGGACAAAUUCGAAGAGAGCCUUAACACUUCGGAAAGGUUAUGGACACGGGUCCGGGGCAGGACAACAGAUUUGACGGCGGACUACCAUGAUAUGGCUGUCGCAGUACAAGGCCUUGGAUUCCUGGAGUCUGGUAUCACGGAUCAAUUGAACCACUUCUCGAAUACGCUGCUUGAGUUCUCUGCAUUGCUACGCCACACGACACAUAACACCAUGGACCCUUUUCUCAUCCACUUGCACUCCCUUCUCAGUUAUUCUCACGCCCAUAGAGCGGUGCUUAAGUUGCGGGAUCAGAAGCAGCUUGACCUUGAGGAGCUUUCAGAAUACCUUUCUGGAGUAACAGCUGAGAGAGACAGACUGUCGGCUGUUAUCAGUGGCCAUGCUGGCAGCACAGGUCUAGGGUUAGGCGCUUAUCUUCGAGACAAGGUGGAGUCCAUCCGAGGCGCAGAUGAUGACCGAAGUCGGGUGGAGAAGAUGAGAAAGUUGGAUGUGAAGAUCAAGGAGCUUGAAGAUGCCGUGACGACGGCGCACGAAACCUCGGAUGCUUUCAGCGACGAAACGUUACGCGAGCAAGCUAUAUUCCAACACGCCAAGGAGGCUGAGAUGAAGGAGAUGCUGACCAACCUUGCGGAUGGGCAGAUUGAGCUCUACAAGACCGCCAUGGAAGAGUGGGACCGCAUCAUCCCUAUACUCCAACGAAUCCGUGUAGACGUUUGAAUGUUGCAUGCACCAUAACUCUAUUUCUUACUGUGGACUAUAUCCCAUGGCGUCACUUGUUGUUCAGUGUAGCUUUGUUUUUAUUCAUGCGUCGCGAUCCUGAUAUUAAUACCUUUGCAUACAUCGAAGUAAUACCUAUUGGACCUGCUCUUGUUUCC